CGUUUCUCUUCCACACACAAGCGUGGUAAAAAUGGCGGAGCAAAAUUCCGUGCCGAGUGAUCUUUACAAGCAUGUAUAUUCAUUUCUACUAGAGAACAAGUUUACCAAGGCUGCUCAACAGUUCAUCAAAGAAGCGAAAGUGCCACCCCAGAAUGAAAAACAAGAUGCCGCUCUGCUUGACAUAUUCAACUUCUGGGUGAAGUCUCCUGAAGCUAAGAAACGGAAGGCGCUGCCCAACRGUCCUGGAACAAGUGACAGGCCGUCUGCUAAGAAGGCAAAGACUGCGGAGAGCUCCAGUGAGGAGUCGAGCAGUGAUGAGGAGGAAGCUGCAGCACCUGCCAAGGCCACACCCACAGCUAAAGCGGCAGAGUCCAGCAGCAGUGAUGAUUCCAGUGACGAGGAGGCCACAGCAAAGAAGCCUGCAGCAGCCAAGGCCCCAGUGAAGACUCCUGUAGUGGCAGCAGCCAGGAAAAAGGACUCCAGCUCUAGCAGCGAGUCAUCUGAAGAYGAGGCUCCAGCUAAAGCCCCUGUAGCUAAAGGAAAGGCGGCCGCCGCGACCCCUAAGGCGGCCGCCGCGACCCCUAAGGCGGCCGCGACCCCUAAGGCAGGGACGACCCCUAAGGCAGGGACGACCGCCAAAGCUCAGAAGAAGGCUGAGACCAGCAGCAGCAGUGAGGACAGCUCCAGUGAAGACGAAGCGCCCACUAAGACCCCUCCAGCCAAGACCCCUCCAGCAAAGACCCCUCCAGCCAAGACCCCUCCAGCAAAGACCCCUCCAGCAAAGACCCCUCCAGCCAAGACAGUCGAGUCUAGCAGCGAUGACUCUUCUUCAGAUGAAGAGGAGUCUCCUCCCAGCAAGAAGGCCAAACCAGGUGCAUACAGUGCAGUCCCACCCCCUGGAGCUGCAGUAAAGAAGGCCUUGGUUCCUACAGUGGCCAGCAAGGCCAAAAAGGACCGCUCCUCAGACAGCAAGCAGGAGAAGAAAGUGUCAGCUAAAGCAGUCCCUGUGACGUCUACCCCAGCAAAGACUGUGACCCCUAAACCUGCUGCUGCUGCU
Salvelinus sp. IW2-2015 is the source of this 1057-nucleotide messenger RNA. Its product is annotated as nucleolar and coiled-body phosphoprotein 1. Gene Ontology annotation, molecular function: protein binding. Lineage: Eukaryota; Metazoa; Chordata; Actinopteri; Salmoniformes; Salmonidae. The record is from RefSeq and is a predicted model, not a curated record.